AUGAGCCGGAAAAGCAUGGUUAAUUUGUUAGAAGCAAGUGGUCGUGUGAAGGGCUUCUCGAGAAGAUAUUCCAGCUUUGAAAUGAACUCAUUUUGUGGAAAUUGCGUGUUUUUCACUUGCUUUGCUGUUUUUACUACGUUUUUCGGAAAGCUGGUACUUCACCUAGACAUUAACAAACGUUCCUAUAAUCAUGUGCCCGGGGAAUGUGGUAUUAUACCGAACUUACCUGGAAUUUUGUCACUAACUACUUCAACUGGGGGCCGUCUUUAUAUGACAACUAAUUCAAAAAAUGGUAUAUCUGACAACACGCAUAUCUUCACAUUCUAUCCGGAUAACCGUACAGCUCGAGAAAUCGAAAUUCGAGGAGCCCCGCCGCAACGGAGAACGAAACCGGGACCAAUGAGUGUGGCCGUGGACUCGAAUAACCCAAAUAUUUUCGUGUUCAACCGACAAACCGGAAAUGUUGACGUUUUUGGGACCAAUGAACUAUCUGAUGUGUGGGAGUAUCGGAAGUCUUUGAAAACCGAAAAGUUCAGUGGAAUAUCUGCUCUUUCGGCGUCCGGAACAAAUUCGUUUUAUUAUGUGAAGAGCGGAGUUUGGAGCGACAAUUUUGCUUUGAACAUUUUAGAGAGAACAUUUUCAUUUCCAAGUGGAGAAGUUGGUUUUGCAAAAGGGAAAGUUGUUCAACAUCUGACUUAUCUUUCGAGCCCCUCUGGAAUUAUUUAUGAUUCCUUGAAAAAAACCAUCUUCGUCACAUCCUUUUCUCGGGAAUCUUUAUAUGUUUUGAAAAUGAAGAAAAAUAAUAUUAUCGCAUCUUCAAAGGAUUACAAUAUUGGCUGUUCUCCCACUUCGAUAUGGGAAGAUUUCGAUGGAUCAUUUCUCAUUACCUGUCAGCCGGUCAGGUUUCGAUAUCUUCUCCAUGUGUUUGAUGUGACAUCGUCUGCCCCAUCAAUGGUUCUCCGUGUUGUUGUGCCCGUCAAUAAUGAAACUGAACUCUCAAUCACACAACUGUACUCGAAUGAUGGUGCUACCAUAUCUCUUGCAAAUGUCACUGUCAGAGCUGGAAGGAGUUUGCUAAUUUCCAAUGGAAACAAGAUUUUGAAUUGUCAUCUUUAA
Messenger RNA from Caenorhabditis briggsae, 1116 nucleotides. The record is from RefSeq and is a predicted model, not a curated record. Lineage: Eukaryota; Metazoa; Nematoda; Chromadorea; Rhabditida; Rhabditidae. The transcript is spliced from 10 exons. Bases 1 to 1116 code for a protein of 371 amino acids. Gene Ontology annotation, molecular function: arylesterase activity.